Messenger RNA from Cryptococcus wingfieldii CBS 7118, 633 nucleotides. RefSeq lists its product as hypothetical. The coding region runs from base 1 to 633 and encodes 210 amino acids. The record is from RefSeq and is a predicted model, not a curated record. The transcript is spliced from 2 exons. NCBI's taxonomy places the organism in Eukaryota, Fungi, Basidiomycota, Tremellomycetes, Tremellales, Cryptococcaceae.
AUGCCCAAAGCCCCCUCGUCCAAAGCACAAGCGAAGCCAGCUCUGACCCAGCGCAAGCUUCCAUCCAAAGCCACAAAGAAGGGAUCCGGUGAUGCUUCACCCCCCGCCUCCACCCCUUCGUCGCCUUCUUCCUCUGGAGAUCCCACUUCUUUCUCCCUCGACCUAGACAAGGAGCUGGUGGUGAAGAUCAUCCUUGCAAAGCUCGAGGCGAACACGACUUGCGAUUGGUACCAGAUGAGCCAGAGGCUGAAGGCGGAAGGAGAAGUGGGACUCGAUCAAGAGGAUCUCGGAAAUGGAGUCACUGGGAAGCAAAAGGGGAAAGGGCGAGGGAGGGGAAAAGGAAAACAGAAGGGAAAAAGGGAGCUGUCGGGGACAGACUUGCACGAUCUCUAUCACAACAAGAUACUUCCUGCUCUCAAGAAUGGUCGAGCACUCUGGGUUGAGGAUGGAGAGGGAUGUGAUCGCCGGGCUUCAACUUCUUCAACCUCGGACUCUUCCACGGCAGGAGCGAGUAAGGCUAUCUCGGGAUUGGGUCUCAGGGUCAACACCAAGAACAAAACCAAGCCCAAAACAAAGCAGAGAUUGAGUCGGGGGGAUGAAGAGGAUGAGCUGGACUCGAGCGAUGACGAUUGA